This is a messenger RNA of Toxotes jaculatrix (banded archerfish), 12072 nucleotides long. RefSeq names its product crystallin beta-gamma domain containing 1a (gene crybg1a). The transcript is spliced from 23 exons. The record is from RefSeq and is a predicted model, not a curated record. Bases 17 to 9664 code for a protein of 3215 amino acids. NCBI's taxonomy places the organism in Eukaryota, Metazoa, Chordata, Actinopteri, Toxotidae.
CCGUCUUUCAGACACCAUGAGUAAGUCCAGCACGCUCAAAGUCCGGAGUUUGUUUAAGUUGAAAUCACCUGAGAAGGAAAACAAAGAGCUGAAACGCUCGGGGUCCCUUCAAGAUGCAGCUGCAACCAGCCCCGGAGACAAGUCGGGGACGUUACCGGCGAGCCCCGGUCCUUUCAGCCCGGGAGACAGCGCCGCAUUGCCCGAUGAUGUUUUACCCGUUUCCCCGAAAGAAAAGAAGGGAAGGCGGCUGCUGCCAUUCAAGCUGAAACGGAAGAAAUCCAAGCGCAAAGCAGGAGGAGGAGAGGUGUUCUUCCCUGAGACCGAUGAACUGGACAGCUACAGCAGCCGAGUGAGCUACGACCAGAUGAGUGUUUCCACAGAAUGUAGUUUCCGGACUGAGUCGGACUGGGACCCUCAUUCUGAGUCCACCUCCAUGAUCAGCUUCGACAUGACUCAGCCAGGCAGCCCUACUUCACCCUCCAAAUUCUUCAAGAAUUUGGAGGAGAAGAGGGGAAUGUUUGAUCGCCUCAGCAGCUUCUUCAACUCCAAGAGAAAGAAGAGCGGUAGUAGGCAGCGCUCAGACACCUCCGCCGAUGCAGGUUCCCCAGCGUCGCCCUCGUCUCCGCGUUCACCCCAGCCUGAACAGGAGGAUGGGCUAAAGACUCCAACUCCUUCUCGAAAAGACAGUGAGCUAGCAGGGCCGCGUGAUGAACAGGGCAAACCAGGUGACACCCUCAGCCAAAGCUCCAGUCCCAGCGCCUCGAGCAUAGUUUCUGAGUUCACAAACGAAGCAGAGCUCCCAUUCGCAGACAAUAGCAGCAGUGGUCAAAGCAGUGUGAGGGAAGUGAGUGUGUGCCGGGUGAGCACAGCCGGCAGUGAAAGGAAUUCUGGGAAUGUGACUCCCACCACUCUGGACCCUGCUACUACCACUCACCCAGGUGCAGACUCGAGCUCAGAUGUAGGCUUUGCAGAGUCGGUGGUGGAGGAAGUAAGCAAGAGGCUGCACGUUCAUUUAGAUGAAAGCAUCCUGAAAAAUGCAGAGGGCUCCAGCACAGUUAGCCCGACCGCGCUGUCAUUUAAAAUCCCCCUAUCCACGACAGCUGAGGCUCCAAAGUCGCCUAACUUAACUUCUAUAAGCUUAGCGUCAAAGAAAUCCUCGGUGAAAGUUGGAGAGAAGGGACACAGCACUUCCCUAACAGGAAUAACAUUACGCCCUCAGUCUUCCACCUCACACCUCAACACGACUCAACAGGAAUAUGAAAACUCAGGAGCCAAAAGGAGGGCUCAGAUAUUCUCUGGGGAAACUAUAGCCGCAUGGAGCCCUUCACCCGAGACAGAGGAAGUACCCCGAGGUGAUUCUCCUGUCCAACUCCACAAAGCCAUAUGGGUGGAAACACACCUGGGAGAGGAGGAGGUAGGGGAGAGGGAGGGGGAGAAAGAGAAGGAUACAAUGAAAGAAUGGGAGGAGGGUUUCAGAGCAGACUCGCCUCCCGUGUUGGCUAUACCUGUCACAGUGAUUCCUGAGGACGACUCCGUCACUCAGGGCACAGCAGAUAGCCCCUCCACCUCCUCAGAGACUUUGCCGCCCAGCGGCAGCUUGCCAGAGUCAGCCAUCUCCCUGGCACUGACUACAGGGGAGUUCCAGACAAUCUUGCUGCAGCCAGAGGAGCCUGACACUGGCACAGACUCAAAGCAGAGUUCCCUUCAGGAGAGACGCAGACCAAGAGAAACUCGUGUUACGCGCAAGACUGUGAAUCUGCCUUCGAAGCACAAGGUUUUUGCCCAUCAGGUGUAUGUUAGCCCAGAGCCAAGUUUGGACGGGGACGAACCGACAGGAGAGGAGCACAGCAGAGAUUCAGCUUCUGAGGUUUCAGAUACAACGGAAGUGAAACAACUGCCAAACCUCCAAAAUGACAACAAUGCAGAAUUCAAGGAAGCCAACCUUGAGACAUUCACAACAGCUGAGACUACGCUCCCUGACUCAAAUACUCCUGAACUUCUAGUUAAAGAAAAAACAGACUCUCCGGUCUCUGAUUUUGAUGAUACCUCUGCACCCUCAGACAUGUACAAAGCAAAGUCACAAGCGUCAGGGUCUGGGGUAAGAAGCCAAGAGACCAGCCAGGCUGUACCCUCUAAGCGAGGGCUGAAAGCAGCAGUGGAAAGUCAGCAUACCACUGCAAGUGGAGCAAAGAUCCCAUCCUCUGCAGCUGGAAGCAAGGCCAAAAAUGUCACAACAAAGGCAAAAGGCACAACAGAGGGCACGAAAGUGGGAACUCUGGGUGAUAUUCCACUACAGAGGGAACAUAGUAAUGAGAAAACAGUUUCUGUGUCACCAGCAUUCAAGGACCAGAGCACCAGCAGUUCCUCGAAUGCAACAAGUUCAAAGUCUAAAAUCCCCAAAAGGUCAACAUCAGAUGCUGAUGUGAAAUCACCAGUGACAGCAGAUAAAACAUCAGUGACUGAAGCUUCAGGGGUCACUUCCAAACUGCAAAAGCAACCUAGAACCAAAGAAUCUUUGAAAUCUCCCGUCACUACUACCAAAGCUGGCAGGAAACCAAGUUUUGAGGAAGCUAAGGGAGGGAAAUCUGUGUCAGGAGACAUUUCUCCCACAAAACACACAUACAAGACAGGAAUAAAGCUUAUGAAAGAAAAGUCAGAUGAGGACACUGGCUCUGUAAACCUGGUAAAUGGCAUGGAGAAAGAUCACAGGGAGAGCAGUGUUAAAACAGGACACCAACCUGACAGGGAAAGUCUGGAUGUUAAAAAACAGCCUCGGAACAAUGUGGAGAGUGAUGCCUCCUCGGCAUCAAAGACUCGGUUGCCCAUUUCAUCUCCAACAAGAAAGAAGAAUGACAGUAUAACACAAGCCAGUGGCACCAGCUAUAAAAAAGUUUCAUCUGGUCAGACGGACUCAGACAGACCCAGAAAGAGUUCAGACCAGCAAGAAGUACCUCCUGGAAAGAGACAUGGUACUGACAUACCUUUGCCGCUCCCUGAAAGUCCCAAGAAAGGGAGUAUGCUGUCAACAAGACCAUCCAGACACCUAUCUAAUAAAAGCAUUAGCCACGAAGAGAAUGAUACCCCUACCUCGCCUGUCUCUCCACCUCCCGCCAAGCAAAAGAAAACUGUCUCAUCGAGCGUCUCCAAACAGAGCGAAAACAACACACAACGCCAAAAGAGUCCAGUAAAGGAUUCACCUGAUCCUAUAUCAUCUGUGAGCAAGCUUCCUACACGGGGUCAGAGGAGCUCCAACAAAUUAAAAUCCAGGAAACCUCAACAUUCUCCAACUGAGAAUUCUGCAAGCACAUCUACAUCCAAACAGGACUCCAGUCAGGACACUGACACAGAGACAGCUGUCAAAGCAUCUGACAGUAUUGUAGCAGAUCAAGUGAAGGAUGGUGCCAGCGACGACAGAUGUGAAUUCGAGUCUGUGUCUACAGAAGAAGAAGAACACAUUAUAAAUCUCACAGACAAACAGUCCAGUACCAGUGAAAUCAAACCGGAUGGAACAGAGACAAACGAAUCAGAGAGCGUAACCAGUCCUGCAACUGAAGCAAUUUCAAAAAUCCAGCCAACACAAAACAAUGAUGUUAUUAUCACAGCAGACUCUGAGGUAGAAGGUACACCAGCAGCAGACACAGUAUCUAAGUUAUUGCCAAGCAGUGAGGCUGAGUCUUCACCUGAAAAUGUAUCUCACAUACAAAGUGAUAACACCACACAGGAACAGCAAACACCGCCAUUACUAGAAAAGUCUUCAGAGGACAUUUUAAACACAGCCCAGAUAAUAAGUAACGUAGAACUGGAUUUAAUCCAGGAGGAAGGGCCAGAUCCUGCAGUUUUGGCUCAGGACACAAUACCAGCUCAUGAGGAUGUAACUGAUAUAUCCGCCAAACCUGUUGUGGGUGACAGCUUGCACCGUGACAUAAAGACCAACUCUGAUGAGGAAGGUAAUGUUUACCUUAACGCAACCACCGAUGUCGCUUCAAAAGAAGAGGCAACCAUGAAUCAUCUUCCUGCUAACCUGGCCUCAAAACACCAAGAUGCUGAGCCAAAAGCUGUACUUUCAGCCACUUCCUCUGUUUCAGCUGACUCUGAUCUGGCUGAUAGAGAGCAGCAAAAGGAAAAUGAGUUAUUUAAGGAUCAAAUCACAAAUAUAAUUCUUGGAAAUGAUAGAUUGCCCUCCACAUCAGGCAUAGAUUCAGAGAAAAAUGUUGAGGUGGAGCAAAGUAGUGACAGUAGAGAGGAGGUUGGCAGGAAACCAUCAGAGGCUUUGGACAUUCAAACAGAGGCUGUGACUGUUUGUGAAUUGCCAGAGAAUGUUGAAAAUGAGCCGGACAAAGAGCCUCUUUUAGUGGCAGGAGAAUCUGAAAGACAGGAGAAAGACUCAAAACCAAAUGAAAAGCUGAAUGACGCAGCAGUGGAAAGCACUGACUCACAGGGCAGUUGCAAAGAGGAGCUCAAGGGCAUAACCAAAGAGGAAGAAGCAGAGAAAGACAUUAUAAAACCAGAGAAACCAUAUGAUCUAUCAUCAGAGGAGAAAUGUUUACAGCCUGACUCACAGGAGGGACCACAGACGGUGGUUACAGAUGCCCAGGAAGACAAGAGGACAGAGGCUGAGCAAGCAAGAAGUGUACUUCAUGAAACUACACCCAGUGUGGUCGAUGCAAAACAUGAAUGUGAGAUCCUUUUGAAAGAAAAUGCAGAGAGUGGCAGUGAGGAAACACAGCGGGCAGAGCAGCAGAUGAUGGCAUCAGCAGUGAAAAAUGAACAGGAGCCCAAACUGCUAACCAAAGAUGAGGCCAAGAACAACAACACAAAUGAGGAGGACAAACCUGCUGAUGAUGUAAAGGAAAACCAAACUCCAGAAAUAAAAGCCAUAAGCACUAAAAUGCAGAGUGCUGGAGAUAAAGAAGAGAAGAGUUUACCAAAGAAGAUUUCAGAUGAUACAGCUGCAUCUGAAGUUAUCAACCAAGAGGACAAGAAGGACUUAAGUGCUGGAGAACAAGAUGAAGACAUUACAAAAAGAGAGGAAAAUGCUGAGAGAUCAGCAGAGUCCGAAUGUCUAAAUGAACCGAAACCUGAGGCACAAAAAGCUCCAGAGAAGAAAACAACAGAAAGCCAUAUUUUCCAAAUGAAUACUGCUCAGGAACUAUUAACAGAAAGCACUGAAGCUCAGUGUGCUAAAGGCACUGAAGAAAAACUGGAAACAAAGAAUUCAUCGAUAAAGAGUUUGGAGAAUGAGAUUGCAGUAGUAAAUGCCAACAGUGAAGUUAGCACCCAACAAGACCAGAGGCACAUAAUUGUUGGAGACGAGGAGGACAUAACAAAACCAGAUAAAAACAAAUUGACAGAAUCCAAAUGUCCAAACUAUCAGUUAGAUCAGGAACCAGAGAGCAUAAAAACUGAAGUUCAAGAGAACACAACGGAGAGCCAAGACAUAGAUACACCUCAAGAACUCAACUCUGUAAGCACUAGUACUGAAGGUACCAAAGAUAAGACUGAAACCAAGGAUUCAUCAGUAAAGAGUUUGAAUGAGACACCGAUUGUGAAUGCUAGUAGCGAAGUCAGCAACCAAGAGGUCCAGAAGACCAUAAUUGUUAGAGACCAAGAUGGGGAUAUUACGAAGCUAGAGGACAACAAGUUGACAGAGUCCAAAUGUCCAAACACUGACCUGGAGACAGGAAAAGCAGAGAAGGCAUCAGAAAGCCAAAUUCAAGAACGGAACAUUGAAAGCACCAAAACUCAGAGUGCUGAGGGAGUGAAAGAAAAGACUGAAACAAAGGAUUCACCAGUAAAGAGUCUGGUGAAUGAGAGUGUCAUUGUGAAUGUUAACUCUGAAGUUAGCACCCAAAGAGACCAGAAGCCCUCAACUGUCGGAGAUGAGCAUGUGGAGACUAAGAAACCAGAGAAAACCGCUGAUCAAUCCACAAGUUCCAAAGCUGCAGAUGGAAACCAAGAACUGAAACCGAAGACUAUAACAGAGGAAGAGACAACAGGAGAUAACAAAUCACCUGAAAAAUCAAGUGUUUCCACAACUGCAAAAGUAGUUAGUGAAAGUGAUAAGACACAGAAAAGCCUCAUUAAAGAAUAUGUUCAAGAUGAGAGUGAAGUGACAGAGCAGAAGGAUCAGCAGAUAAAUGCAUCAAAGACAGAUGUCAAGCAAGCGUCAGAACCUGUUUUCGUACAAGAUGCAUCUAGCAAGAAAGUUAGCGGAGAACAAAAGGACAAGUCCAGUGUAAUUUUAGAGAAAAUACCUAUUAGUACUGAUGCUCAGAAGAAUGAUGAAGACAUUAAAGAAAAAAUAAAAACGGAUAGCGGUUUGACACAGGAAGUGCAGACUUUAAGAGAGGAGAACGUCCUAAACCUCAGUGAGCCACAAAAACCUACAAAGCCAUCGCUCAAGGGCAGUUCACUUCUUCCUGCUACAGCAAAACCAUCUACCCAAUCUCAAAGUCUUCAGCUAAACAAGGAAUCUCCAUCUAGCUGGCUGGAUGUGGAACAACGUCCAAAGCAGAAGAAGGAACACAAAAAAAGACUAGAUGCGUCAGCCAGUGAGGAUGAAUCUCUCGAGCCUGAUGACUUUGAUGAGUUUAUCAGCAGCAUUAAGAAGUGUGGGAUUUCUUUCUCACUACCUCCAAAGAAGCACAUUCGGAAAAAGUCCCCAUCUCCGCCCUUUGCCAUGCCGGCCAUCAAGGAAGACCAUUUUGAGAAAACGUUUGACCCUGAUGAAUUCAAGUUUGGUUUAAGGAAAAAUGGCAGAAGUUUUAGGGACCCUUCACCAGCUAUGGUGAUAAAACAAAAAGCAGCCAAUAGGGAAGGACGGACCCUGGAAAAACGUGCACAGGACAAUGCCAUGUCCACAUCUGGAGACAAAAAGAAAUCACUGGAUGAGGUGGAAGGAAACGAUGGAGUCAAAGAGGGGACCAAAGUUGAAGCAAGAAAACAAGAGGGACAAAGCAAUGGAGGGGAACCUGGGAAGCUGACGUCAAGACUUGAAAGGAUGUCCAUCCUUUCCAGCCUGCUGAGUUCCUCCAGGAAAACCAAAGAGGAAACUGCCUCUGCCUCAAAUAGUUCAUUGUCGGCUAACCAACAACAAGACCUGCCCUCUGUUGGAAAGCAGGGUGUUGUUGAUUCACCUCAGCCUGGCGUCGGAGCAGAUAAGGAGGGCGUGAAAAGCAUAGCUCAAGGCCCAGUUGUGGGUGGUGGUAUAGGUACAGUUAGUGAGUCAGCACUCAGCUCCUCCUCUCUUCCUCCUCUGCCCACGUUCUCAGAGAUAAAGCUGCCCGAUCAUUUAGAGAAAUACCUCAAGAAGAACAAAAGAGAAUCUGAGGCCUCCCAGGUCUCUACACACACGACUAAAACCGAAACAAAUCCUAAGGGGAAUACUGUUAUGGACCACGCCUCGAGAGCAGGAGUACCUAAUGUGGAUGAGGGCCUGAAGGGCCCUGCUGCACUGCCUCCAACCACCACCUACAACCAACAGAAAUCUCAAAAUGGGCUUUCUACUACUAAAACAAAGAUACCUGCUGUUAGAGGUUUCCACAAAAGGCCUGGAAAGAUAGUCAUAUAUGAGCAUGCUCAGUUUGGAGGGGAAGCGUUGGAGUUGUACUCGGAUGUAGAAGAUGCCACCACGAUGAAGCUGUCCCCUGUCAUCUCAGUCAGAGUCAUCAGAGGGUGCUGGCUUCUCUAUGAAAAACCUGGCUACCAGGGGCGUAUAAUAGCCCUUGAGGAAGGUCCUACAGAGCACAUAGUGAAUAUAUGGGCAGAUGAGGAAACUCCAACAGCACUGGACCAGACUAGUCAGCCUGUUUCCACAGCACCUAUGGUCAUAGGUUCUCUCCGACUGGCAGUUAGAGAUUAUAGCAUACCCCGGAUCGACCUGUUUGCAGAGGUCAAUGGGCUGGGGAGGGUGUCAUCUUACUGUGACGACACUGUGGAGAUCGGCUCCUAUGGGAUCCCACAGACCACUGGCUCCAUUAAGGUCCAUUCUGGAGUCUGGCUGGUGUACACUGAUCCAGGCUUUGCAGGUUUUGUGGGAGUGCUGGAGGUGGGAGAGUAUCCCUGCCCAGAGACCUGGGGUUUCUCUGAGCCCUUCAUCGGGUCUCUCAGACCCCUCCGAAUGGGAGCGAUAAGGGUGGAGAAUCCUCAUGAAGUCAAGGCCUUAGUGUUUGAGAAGCCUAACUUUGAAGGAGAGCACAUAGAGGUGGACAGUGAUGUGUACAAUUUGCACACAAGAGAACAGGAAGAGAAGGAAACAGACGAGGAUGAGAAGACACUGCCUACUGUGGGGUCUAUAAAGAUACUUGGUGGUCUCUGGGUGGGUUAUCUAGAGGCAGACUUUGAGGGCCAGCAGUACAUCCUGGAGGAGGGGGAGUAUCCUCACUGCAGCGACUGGGGAGGAUCUGAAGAUGGGCUCCUGUCACUUCGGCCUGUGUGCACAGAUUCCCUGUCUCCACAUGUUAAACUGUUCGGCGAGCGGAACUUUGACGAGCGGGGCUUCAACGUGGACCUGCUGGGUCCCGUCGUCAACAUGGAUGAUGUCGGCCAUAGUAUUAAAACCCAGUCUGUUAACGUCAUGGGUGGAGUAUGGGUGGCAUUCGAACAGCCUGGAUUCAGUGGAGAGCUUUAUGUUCUGGAGAAAGGCCUGUAUGCGAGCCCGGAGGACUGGGGGGCCCAGAGCUUCAAGAUCUCAUCCAUACAGCCGGUUUUCCAUGACAUGAUGAUCGGAUCAACAAAAUUCAAGGUGCAGCUGUACUCUGAGCCAGACUUCCAGGGACGGCUGGUGGCUCUGGAGGACAGCACAGCAGCUCUGGAUGAGGACUUCAUGCCCAGGUCCUGUAAGGUGCUGGCUGGCAGCUGGGUGGCAUAUGAGGGAGCCCAGUUCACAGAGAACAUGUAUGUGCUGGAGGAGGGAGAGUACCCCAACACAGCGGCCAUGGGCUUCCUGUCCUCAGACUCUACCAUCCGCUCCAUACACACCACCGGACACGUGUUCUCUCUGCCCUCCAUCAUCUUGUUCAGUAAGGUUGGCUGUAGAGGUCGCAGGGUGGUGUUGAACGGUGGAGCUGUGAACCUGCUGCAGGCCGGCCUGGAUGCACACAUACGCUCUCUGGUGGUGGAGGGAGGAAUGUGGGUGUUGUACGAAGGCAGUAACUACCGUGGUCGACAGCUGUUUCUUCAGCCAGGUGAAGUGGCUGAUUUGUGCAAGUUGAGCGGCUGGCAGCAGAUCGGAUCCCUGCGCCCAUUACUCCAGAAACAGAUGUACUUCUGCCUGCGGAACAGGGAGACAGGAUGCAUGAUGUCCCUGACAGGACCUUUGGAUGACAUCAAGCUGAUGAGGGUUCAGGCUGUGGAGGAGACAGGAGGAGAAGAGCAGGUGUGGCUCUAUCAGGAUGGACAGCUUUCCUGCAAGCUGGUGGAGGACUGUUGCCUGGAGACUUCGGGCAGUGUGGUGAUGGCGGGCAGUCGACUUUGUAUUUCCCCGGAGCGAGGGAAGGGCAACCAGCUGUGGAACGUCACCCCAGAUGGCCUGGUGCGCUGCCACCUCACACCUGAUCUGGUCCUGGAGGUCAAAGGCGGUCAGCAGUAUGACAAGAACCAGGUCAUCCUCAACACAUUCAAUGAGAGAAAAAUGAACCAAAGGUGGACCUUGGAGAUCCUGUGAGGAGAGAAGCUCUGCUGUGGCCCUCACAGCUCUCUGCUGCAGCUCUGGACAGGAGGCACUGAGCCCUGUGAUGCAGCUGCACCAUGUAACCCACAUCAGACCCACACCCCACACCUCACCAGGGAUGAGCUCUGCAGGGGGUAGGGGGGUCUGUAGGGUUUUGACUCGUGUUUGCUCUUGUUAAAGAGGGCUGGAUCCAUACUCUAAUCAUCAACCAAACUUUAUAAAACAUGCACAGCAGUCGAUGGCCUCGUUUCCUCUUCUUCAGAAUGAUUGCAUAAAGUGUUAAGUGUUUCUAGUUUUAACCACUUGAUUUCGAACACUGCAUCAAAGACUCCAUGCCCUCUCUAUGUUUUGACUGCAUGUAGUGAAAACUCAGCCCUGUUUCAAUGCUGCACACCUCUCUCUCGACUUAAUGGUACUUUUCUACUGCGUAGUUUGUUUUCUGUCUGUUUUCUUACUGUUGACAAAUGUGAAUGUAUACUUACACAGAUGGUUUCAGUAUGAAGUCUCACGUGCCUACACUCCAAAGAUGUAUAUAGAUAUUUCCUGUUGUAAUUACCGUAGAUCAGAGAUGAUCCAUUGUAAAGUUUUGAUAUCUUUUUAGGACUUUAUAGGUUUUUACACCUUUACUCAAACUCUACUUUACUGCAAGUAGGUUGUACAUAAGCAUGAGCUGUAUAGAUAUUAGUUUAAAAUUCAGUGCAGAACUACAAUAUUAAUGAUGCUGCCCACUGUUUACUGUAAAUAUGUGAAGGUAAAAGAGGAAACUGUUACACAAAAAAGUGAUUUUCUUUGCAGCAUGUUUUUUUUAGAACAAUGAACAGUGUUUUUCUUUAGGUUUUAAAUUCUUUUUGCUGUGAAACUCAGAGAUAGUUUGUUACUGUAGCUGUGAUCACAGUCCAGUUCAGUCUUCACUGGAUUAGAUCCAGUGCAUAGAAACAGGCCAAUAUAUAUACGUUUGGAUUAUAUAUUUAUGUUUGGACUAUUCACACAAAGUAAGACGAUGACCUACCACAUUGUAAAAUUAAGGAAACAUUUUAAAAAUCAAAAGCAGAAUAAACAGAGGAACUUACUCCCAUUUCUAGUCUCCAUCUGAAAUACACUAAUAAAUAAAAUAACAGUUUAAUACAGUAGAAUACAUUGCACAACAUCACAAACUGCUGCCUCAGCACUACCAUAGCUUUAACAACAUCAUAAACAGUUCUUUUGUCAGGACUGUUUGUAAUCAUCUUAUUUUGUUGGUGUCCCUGUGUUUAGAGCCUUAAUUUCACUGAGAUGAUUCGCAGUUGUACAAACACGUGCACUACGGAGGACAAACUGGAACCUGUCUAGCUUGUUCUAAAAUGUCGUUGACAUUCGCUGGAGGUUAUCGAGUCCAUCAUUAACUGUCCACGCAUGUACUGUGUGAGAGAGUAUCCUCUUAAGGCCACUCUCUCCUACAGCACACACCGUCUUGACCAUGCUUCUCCUUUACCAGUUACCACUGUGCUAGUUCUUGUGUGUGCAUUGAAUUGUAUGGACAGUUAUUGUUUUAAAGCCUCAGUGAUACAGAUUAAUAAUUAAACAUAUAAUUAACUAUUAAAUUAGGUGUUAUUAUAAAUUCAGCUGCUCAGUGGUUUAUAAACGUAUAAAACUUUGAAUACAAGAGUAUUUCUACACUAUCUGAGCAGCUCUUCCAUCACAGCUUAUUCUGAACUAAAUAUAAGAACACACAGCAACAUAUCUGUCAUACUGGAGCUGAAUCACUUUAACUGUCAUGUCAUUUUGCUUUGCUAACUGAAAAUUGAAAGUCAUGUCACUUGUUCUACACUUAACAUGGCCUCCGAUAAAUUCUGUUUUAUGUUCUUACUUCCUCCUUUUAAUACUGUAUAAUAUUUGAUGAGUAUAUAAUAUACUCAUCAAACCAUUCAGUGGCCCCUCAUGUACUAUGGAUGGAAGCAUUGUUAUCCUGUUUCUCCACUAAUUUUUCAGGUUUUAUUUUGUCACCUGUCUGUAUACACACACACACACACAAAUACAGGUGAUUGCUAAACUAAGUUAGAAGGAGUCAAGUUUAGAAAACCAAGCGCAUGAACUUUUCAGCAUAGUCCCCCCCCCUACAUUUACACAGUCCAGCUGUUGUGGAGCAUACAGCUCUCCUCUUUGUAGAAGUCGACGUCCAGAACGUUGUCAAAAUGGUGCUGAGCACUGAGCUUCUUCUUCUUCUUGGGGAAGAGGUAGUAGUCUGAAGUACCACAUUAGAUGAAAUCAGGCCGAGGACCUACUUACAGUAAAAAGCCCUUUAGACUGAGACCGCACAAAGGCUCCAUUUUCUCAGACUGUGGUGACUGGCAAUUUUCAGUUAACAGAACCAAAAAAACCCACAAAACCACUUGCACGUACUGAGCACUUGCUCAGUACGUGCA